AUGACUGACGAAGCACCCGAACAAGACUAUCCAGAAGUCCGAGAGAUCCUCGGUUCCGUAUGUAAUGAUCAAGAAGUAGCCAGUGCCCUGUAUGCUUUUCUAAUCUCUGGUAACAUUGGUACAGCUCGGGCUGUGGGUUCUCUCUCACCAGCUUUCAUAGCAGCCUCUCUCUCUAAUAUACCUGUUCCGGAGGGGAAAAAUCCAGCUCUCUGGAAGGGCACGAUUGCGUCUCUCCUGGCGGCCGCCAGAGAUGAGGCAGCUGACCAACUACUAGUCCAAGUAACCCGAGCUAAGAGGGACGUCAGUGAGUCCUCCACUCCGUUGCUUGGCAAAUCUACUGCUCAGAAGCGGCGGCAAUCUAAACUGCUGACCUCAUCUAUGAAGUUGUUGGCGACGAAGCUUGGUUGCAGCGGCCUACCGGCAAGUUUGGUCCCCCCGCAGAAAAUGUUCGACUGCUUAUGGUUGAAUAUGACCACGUUCGUCGACUUUAACAAGUUCAUGUCGCAGACAUCGGAGCUUUCGUCGAACGCGGCCGACGGCGUCCUUGGCAAGGACUCCUUGCUGAAGACUUGGAGGGCCGCCCAGUUUUAA
Messenger RNA from Perkinsus marinus ATCC 50983, 591 nucleotides. RefSeq lists its product as hypothetical. NCBI's taxonomy places the organism in Eukaryota, Perkinsozoa, Perkinsida, Perkinsidae. The record is from RefSeq and is a predicted model, not a curated record. Bases 1 to 591 code for a protein of 196 amino acids. The transcript has a single exon.